Messenger RNA from Anastrepha obliqua, 873 nucleotides. RefSeq names its product putative nuclease HARBI1. NCBI's taxonomy places the organism in Eukaryota, Metazoa, Arthropoda, Insecta, Diptera, Tephritidae. The record is from RefSeq and is a predicted model, not a curated record. The transcript is spliced from 5 exons. Bases 1 to 873 code for a protein of 290 amino acids.
AUGUUGGUGGAGGCGGAAGGUGAAAGAAGUAGAUCGAAUAUGAAAAUUCAACGAAAAACAUUAAGGUACGCAAGCAAUCCGCUCGAUGUCGAGGACACAAUGUUUACUAAAAAUUACCGCUUGAAUAAGGCGGCGUUUUUGUACGUCUUAAGUGUCCUAGAUGGAAAUGCACGCUCAAUGAGGUCGUGCUCCAUCUCUUCGCUCCAGCGUUUGUCUUCCGUAUUACGUUUUUUUGCGGAGGGUGGGUACCAGCAUGGAGUGGGAAAGGAUUUUGACAUUCCCAUGGCUCAAUCCACAUUUUGUGGCGUAUUAAAAGACGUGUUACACACUCUUCAAUGUCACCUAUGUCCUCAGUGGGUGAAUCUUGAUUUAAGCAACGAAGAAAAAAGACAAGCAAAGAUGGACUUUUAUCAAAAAUAUGGAUUUCCUGGUGCGAUUUUAUGUGUAGACGGAACACACAUUAAAAUUGUUGCGCCAGCUAAGGACAAAUUCCUGUAUUUUAAUCGUAAAGGGUACUAUAGCAUCAAUGCUAUGAUUAUAUGCGAUAAUAAAAUGAGAAUUCGCUACGUGAAUGCGCAAUAUCCUGGGAGCAACCACGAUGCUCAUAUUUGGAACGUAAGCAGCGCGCGAAAUUUUUUUGAAAAUAAAUACCUAAACGGCGAACGAAACACUUGGCUUUUGGGAGAUGCUGGAUAUGCUCUAGAGCCAUGGUUAAUGACACCUUUUCGUUCACCUACAACAGGAAGCGCCGAAGGAAACUAUAAUAAAAUACAUGCAAAAGCCAGAAAUACUAUAGAAAGGACCAUAGGUUUGCCAAAUAGUGAACGUUGCCGCAGCAUUGCACAAUAUUUGUAUCCAUUAUCGCGUGGUUGA